AAGAAGAAGAAGAAGAAGAAGAAGAAGAAGAAGCAGAAGAAGAAGAAGAAGAAGAAGACGCGGAACUCUGAUUGACUGUUUCCAAGGAGACCACCAACACUACGGUCAGUGCUGAGGGUGAAAGACAGACAAGAUGUCAUUUGUAUUCGACUGGAUCUACAGGGGGUUUAGUAGUGUUUUACAGUUCUUAGGUCUGUACAAAAAGUCUGGGAAGCUGGUUUUCCUGGGCCUGGACAAUGCUGGCAAAACAACUCUCCUACACAUGUUGAAAGAUGACCGACUUGGCCAACACGUGCCAACGCUGCAUCCAACUUCUGAAGAGCUGUCGAUUGGUGGGAUGACAUUUACUACAUUUGAUCUGGGGGGACAUGUACAAGCUCGAAGAGUGUGGAAGAACUACCUGCCGGCUGUGAAUGGAGUCGUUUUUCUCGUCGACUGUGCGGAUCACGACAGACUCUCCGAAUCUAAGAUUGAACUCGACGCUCUCCUCGGAGACGAGACUAUAGUCAAUGUGCCAGUGUUGGUGCUUGGUAAUAAAAUUGACCGCCCCGAGGCCGUCAGCGAAGGAGGACUGAGAGGAGCUUUUGCUCUUGAUGGUCAAGUUACCGGAAAGGGAAAUGUCUCUCUGAAGGAGCUGAACGCCCGGCCGCUGGAGAUUUUCAUGUGCAGCGUGUUGAAGAGACAAGGCUAUGGGAAGCCAAAAAAGGAGAAGAGACAGCACGUCCCACAAGAUAAAGGCAAAGAUGAUGUGGAAAAUGAGUCAAACCGAAACAGCUCACUGAUGAGUGCGCUGUGAAUAAUGUGUUUCUCACUUUCACUGUCUCGUUUAAUUUUGUGCAUCUUUUCCUCCUUUUCCUCAACCCAAAGGGAUGCUACGUGUUGCGUUGAAGGCAGCUAAUUCAAAGUGUGUUAGUUGGACUGAAAUCAGUCUUCAGGAUCUUUUGACUCAAAGAUAAAAAUGUUCACGCCGAGCUUUUAUGACGUUCGAUGGCUACCCUUGCUUUAGGAUAUCAUGAAGGCUGUAAUUUUGCAUUACCCUUAAAAUGUCGGAAGGCAAUAAAGUAGAAUGACCAAGUGUACUGUCGCAGAGACAAUCUUACUCCUCUGUAUUUGAAAGUAGGGAAAAAUAUAUAUGUAGUUCUGAGCCUGGUAAAUGAAGUCAUUAAUUGUUCUUUGUUAUUUAUUCCUUUUUUAAUAUACAGCCCGAGCAAUAUAUCUGCAUGUAAUCAGCAUGUAGGCUGUGCAACAGAGUUUAAGUGCUGCAGACGAUGCACUUUUUGACUAUCUGAAAAAGAUAUGAGAGUGCACUUGCAAACGUGCUAACCUGUAAAUGAAUAUUCUAAUCUUCUGGAUUUUUUGAGUCUGUGCAUGUGAACAUGCCUACAUUUUUACAACGUCCUGUGUAAAUGUGUAUCCUCAUUAUGAGACGCUGGAAAUGGAACAUUUGAUAAUUUUACCCCAUUUGCCGUCUCCUGCGUCCCAUGUUUACAGUGUAACAUUCGUGCUUAUUAAUAUAUGCAGGGAUGUUUGUGACUGAGAUGAAAAGGAAAAGCAGAUUUUAUACGGGGAACGUUGAGUGUUUACUGAGAUACAGUAUGCAUGAAAACAAACGGCUUUUUUUUCCCCUUUGAACAGUGUUCUGUACCAGUCGCUGAACUCCUGUAAAUUAUGUAUGAUACAGAUGUAAAUGUUUGUACAGUAACUGCCUCUAAACUGAUACUAAUAAAGCACUAGAGAUAUUUAUGGCAGAUUAACUUGAACAAUAUAUUUGCAGCCAUUAAUCUGUGCAAAUAGUUUCAACUUGAAUGACAACAUGCACACGUCCAGAUAGAUCUACGUGAGGAGGGGUUCACAUGUUGUAAUAAAAAUGACUUUUGUUUUGCACUCAACA
Cottoperca gobio is the source of this 1891-nucleotide messenger RNA. RefSeq names its product secretion associated, Ras related GTPase 1Aa (gene sar1aa). Gene Ontology annotation, biological process: intracellular protein transport. The record is from RefSeq and is a predicted model, not a curated record. The coding region runs from base 134 to 796 and encodes 220 amino acids. Gene Ontology annotation, molecular function: GTPase activity; GTP binding. Lineage: Eukaryota; Metazoa; Chordata; Actinopteri; Perciformes; Bovichtidae. The transcript is spliced from 8 exons.